AUACAGAUAUGAUAUUUAUAUAUGGUCUUAAUUGUAUAGGAAUACAAUGAUGUUAUGUCUGUCAUUGAAUGUAAAAAGGUGGGAGAAAUAUUGAUAACGUUUAAUAGGGAAUAGGUUAAAUUACUUCACUUUUGUCAAACCCUCGUUGACCUUUGAUGUGAAUUUAUAAAUCAGGUCCUGCAAGUUCUAAGACAAUUAUUCUGUCAGUCAGUAUAACACAAUUUCUAUAUUGUUUCCCCUAUUUUGAUGGAAUAGGCCUUGGAUUGAUUUCUAUGAAAAUUUGAAGCUUAUUGUCAACUUAUUUUUGUUUGUGAAAAUUAUUUGUAAGGGAGGACAGAUUUCUUUUGCAAGGGAAAGUGGGUGUCUAUGAUGAGGUUAAAUUAUUAGUACAUUCUAAAUGAAAAUAUUAAUUAAGCCAUGAGUAGAUCUACAUGGGUCAGCUGUCCAAGAUUCCCCUCGGGCUAAAUUGUACAAAUAAUGUGCCUAUUAAUUCAACCCUUCAUGAAACUUAAUAAUUUAAAACAUUCACAUUUUUUAAUUCAAAUAAGCAAGAAAGCAAAUAGGGAAGUUUAGUGUUACACAAUAAUACACAUACCAGCUAUAAAGGAAUUCAUACUUUGGACUUUGUAUUUGUCUUCAGAUUUUAAGGAAGUUUUUAUCAUAGCAUCAUAUUUCAAGGACCAAGUGGAGAUAUCAAAACAUAUGAAUAAAAUUCGAGGGACUGAAUAAUAAAGUGAUACCCUGCCCUAAUCAACAAAUAUAUGAUAGACCCAGAACAACACGAAUGAAAACAAAAAAUCACUAAUUAAACAUACAAAAACAAACAAUUGUGACAUCACAAAGCUUUUUAUUAAACAAUGGAGAUGCCAACAGUGCCAGAAUUUUACGCUGGACGGAACAUUUUUGUCACAGGAGCAACUGGUUUCCUGGGAAAGGUACUAAUUGAAAAACUUUUAAGAUGUUGCCCGGAUAUAAAUGGCAUAUAUAUGUUGAUGCGGCCCAAAAGAGGACAUACUGUUGCAGAAAGAUUAAAGGAUUUAGUAGAAUCAAAGAUAUUUGAAAAAUUAAAAACAACCAGUCCGAACUAUGGAGAAAAACUUCACGCAAUUGCAGGUGACAUCAUGGAACCAGAUCUUGGAAUCAGCCAAUCAGACGCUGAGUUUUUAGCAAAUGAAAUUUCAGUCGUGUUCCACUCGGCGGCAACUAUACGAUUCGAUGAACCACUGAGAGUGGCAGUUACUAUGAAUCUUCUAGCUGUUAGAGCAAUGAUCAAUUUGUGCAAGACAUUCAAACAGCUAGAUGCAUUUAUCCAUGUUUCAACAGCCUAUGCUAACUGCGAUAGGACCCAUAUUGAAGAGACAGUCUAUGAUCCUCCUGUUGAUCCACAGAAAAUUAUAGAUGCUUUAGAAUGGAUGGAUGAUGAGACAGUGGAGCAAUUAACACCAGGAUUAAUAAAACCUAAACCAAACACCUACACAUACACCAAACAAUUAGCCGAGAGUUUACUGCUAAACGAAGGCAAGGGAUUGCCGUUAGCUAUUGUGAGGCCAUCUAUUGUUACUGCAUCAUGGCAAGAACCAAUGCCAGGCUGGAUUGAUAAUUUAAAUGGUCCCAGCGGAAUGUACAUAGCUGCUGGCAAAGGAUUACUGAAGUCUGUGUUAUGUGACUCUGAUGCUGUUGCUGAUAUCAUCCCAGUUGACAUGCCUACAAACAUGUUAAUAUUGGUUGGUUGGUACACAGCCACACAUAAACCAAGAGAGGUUCUUGUAUACCAUUCCACAACAGGAACUGUGAAUCCAUUCACCUGGGGACAGAUGGAGACUGUAGUCAAUUCAUAUUUUAAGAAAUACCCAUAUGAUGAUUGUUUUCGACGUCCCAAUGUUUCCUUAACAUCAAAUGACUGGUUACAUAACUACUGGAUGUUUGUUAGUCACAUGAUUCCUGCCUAUGUCACAGACCUUGCAUUUAGACUUGCGGGCAAAAAACCAAGGAUGGUGAAGACUUACAAUAAGAUGCAUCGUUCUUUGAGUACCUUGAACUUUUUCACGUUACGAACAUGGGAGUGGACGUAUAAAAACAUAGAUUGUCUCAAAAAGGCCCUGUCUGAAGAAGAUAAAAAAAUAUUUUACUAUGAUCCACGCUUGAUCCACUGGCCUUCCUACAUAGAAAAUUACUGCAACGGUACCCGGAUAUACAUCCUAAAUGAAACACUCACCAAUGUACCCGCAGCCAGGGCACAUAUCAGAAAGUUGAGAAAUAUCCGCUAUGUGUUCAACACCGUUGUGAUCGUAGCGCUCUGGAGGUUUCUAGUGGCCCGGACAGACAUAGCAAGAAAUCUUUGGAUGUUCAUUAUGACUCUAGUGUACAAAUUCGUCAGAAUGACCCACAUUACUAGCACCCGAUGAUAUAUAUGACUGAUCAGUGAAACGUGUGAUGGAUUGUGUUUUGAAACGAUAGGGAUUCAAAUUAAAACCAAAAUACCAACCUUAAAUACCCAGAAUUCCAAAAUACCAUGGAUACUGAAUCCUUAUCAUCUUAUCAAAACCAAAUGAUCAAAAUAGUAAAAUUACUAAGCAAUUUAUGAAAACCUUGUUCACAAAAUAUACCAUGUAUAUUUGAACAUUUUGGAAUAGUUUGGAACUAUGUGAGACAUUUCUGACGAUAAUAUGAAAACAGGUUACGAAGCACUCCCUGCCAAAAGUGGAGAAAGGAGUCAGUUACAUCUUACUUUUUGGCAUCCAAAUUAAACUGGAUCGUUGGGAUAUAAAGGAGUAAAUUAUUUAUAUGGAUCAGAAAUCAGUGGAUUUUAUUAAAUUCAUAAGAAAAGUAUUACCAAAUGAUAGGUUAUAUCAUGAACAAUUGAAUAUUAUAUGUACUGUAUAUAUAGGAGGGUGUUUCAUAUUUUAGAUUUUAAACAUUAAUUGAAUUAAGCCCUAUAGACCCUUAUGUUUUCAUGUAUAUGCUGAAAAAUUGCAGGCCAAUAUCAAAACUAACCUGCUUUUGGCCUCUAAUGUACAUAUUAUAUAUAUAUGGUACUAACUAUAUAUAAUUGUAAAAUAGACAUUUGAUAUUGGAAGCAAGCAGACUCAACCAAAACCCAUGACUACUAUAGAAAUGGGCUCAGAACUUAUUUCUGAUUCUAAAAUACACUUAAGUUUUUACAAUAAAUUUAGGAUAAUUCCCGUAACUUGCAGCUUCAAUAGACUUUGUUACAAAUGAAGUGUUGCAGUUACACCCCUGUUAUGCUACCUACUUGCUUAAGCAAGUGGUUACAUAUUGUUAUAGUAUUUUUGUGACAGUGUUCUGAGUUA
This is a messenger RNA of Owenia fusiformis, 3311 nucleotides long. NCBI's taxonomy places the organism in Eukaryota, Metazoa, Annelida, Polychaeta, Sabellida, Oweniidae. The record is from the annotation of a GenBank genome assembly.